Molecule: messenger RNA, 2814 nt
Organism: Penicillium riverlandense
Lineage: Eukaryota; Fungi; Ascomycota; Eurotiomycetes; Eurotiales; Aspergillaceae
Product: putative importin beta-2 subunit
Exons: 3
Coding region: 1-2814 (937 amino acids)
Biological process (GO): protein import into nucleus
Cellular component (GO): nucleus; cytoplasm
Molecular function (GO): protein binding; nuclear import signal receptor activity
Source: RefSeq, a predicted model, not a curated record
AUGGAUUGGCAGCCUCAGGAAGAGCCAUUGAGGCAGCUGGCCUGCUGUCUCCGGGAUUCGCUCAAUGGGCAAGACCGGGCAGCCCAGAAACAGGCUGAAGAGAUGCUCGUUCAGGCAACGGCGUCCCCCGACUAUGUCAACUACAUCACCUACCUCUUUUCCACCCCGCAUGCCCCUCCCGCGGUGGCCAUGGACAACAACACCUAUAGCAUGGUCCGAUUUGCCGCCGCCAUGAACCUCAAGAUCAAAAUCCACGUGGCCCACUCAACAAUCCCCCAGCCGAGCCUCGCCUACAUCCGGUCGGCCUCGAUCCUGUCUCUGCAGGACGCUGACCGCUCGGUCCAAAAAGGUGCCGGCAGCAUCAUCACCGAGCUGGUGCGUCAGGGCGGCCUUCUGGCCUGGCCUGACCUCCUCCAUGAGCUGUUGAACCUGGUCAGCAAUGCCUCUGGCGAUGUGACUCUCUCAGCUCAGGAGGGAGCCAUGUUGGCUCUGGCCAAGGUCUGCGAGGACAAUCGCAAGAUCUUGGACAGAGACUAUUCGGGCCAACGCCCGCUGGACGUCAUCAUCCCGAAACUGCUGGAAUUUACCGGCAGUGAAAGCUCUAGAAUCCGCGUGUCUGCCUUGACCAGCAUCCAUAUCUUCCUCCCGCACCAACCUCCUGCCCUGAUGGCUUCGCUCGACCUCUUCUUAUCACAACUGUUCCAACUCUCUGGUGACAAGGAUUCCGAGGUCCGCCGCAUGGUUUGCCAGUCAUUCUCUCAGCUCGUCGAGUUUGCCCCGGAGAAGCUCAUCCCACACAUGGAGGGCCUUGUCAAUUAUAUCCUCCUGCAGCAGCAGAACACGGAGGAUCCGGAGCUUGCGCUCGACGCGGCCGAGUUCUGGAUCGUUGCGGGAGAACAACAUUCGUUGAGGACUGCGCUGGCCCCCCACAUGCAGAAGAUCGUGCCCGUCUUGCUUCAAAACAUGGUGUAUGAUGAAGACGAUGUCAUCCGGUUAAUGGACGAUGAGGAUGAUGCCGAGGCCGAAGAUCGUGCGGAGGAUCUCAAGCCACAGUUUGCCAAGUCCAAGGCCGACAAGAUUGACACGUCCAAGACAGGAGAUCAGCCGAACGGUGGCAAACAACAAGCGGAGAACGACGAUGACGACCUCAGCGAAGGCGAGAUCGAAGAUUCGGAGUUCGGCGACGAUCCUGAAGAUGAGUGGACUCUGCGCAAGUGCUCUGCUGCCGCCCUGGACGUGUUCUCGAAUGUCUACCACUCGCCGAUCUUUGAUGUCAUCCUGCCAUACCUCAAAGAGACUCUGCGACAUGAGAACUGGCCCAACCGUGAGGCUGCCGUUCUCACCUUGGGUGCUGUGGCGGAUGGUUGCAUGGACGCUGUCACGCCGCACCUCCCCGAGCUGGUCCCGUAUCUGAUUUCGUUGUUGAACGAUGCUCAGCCAGUGGUGCGCCAGAUUACCUGCUGGUGCCUUGGACGCUACUCAGAAUGGGCAUCGCACCUUAGUGAUCCGACGCAGAAGGCCCAGUUUUUUGAGCCGAUGAUGGAGGGGAUCCUGCAUCGGAUGCUGGAUAACAACAAGAAGGUGCAAGAGGCAGCCUCAUCUGCAUUUGCGAGUCUGGAAGAAAAGUCGGACGACAACCUGGUUCCCUACUGCGAGCCUAUCCUUCGCCAGUUUGUCCAGUGCUUCGGCAAGUACAAGGACCGCAACAUGUACAUUCUUUAUGACUGUGUCCAAACCCUGGCCGAAUGUGUCGGGGCCGAGCUUGCCAAGCCGCAACUGGUGGAUAUCCUCAUGCCUGCUUUGAUUGACCGCUACAACCGGGUAUCAGAUGAUUCGCGAGAGCUUUUCCCCUUGCUCGAGUGUUUGGGCUACCUCGCCGCGGCCUACGGGGAUGCAUUCGCGCCAUUCGCGCCUCCUCUCUUCGCACGGUGCAGCAAAAUCGUCUAUGAGAACCUGCAGGCGUACAUGGCCUCGGUGAACAACGAAGCGUUCGAGGAGCCCGAUAAGGACUUCCUUGUAACCAGCCUGGACCUUCUCAGUGCCAUCAUCCAAGCCAUUGACCCGCAAAAGAGCGGCGAGCUUGUGGUCAACUCCCAGCCACCGUUCUUUGAUCUGCUUUGCUACUGCAUGGAGGACCCCAACUACGAGGUCCGGCAGUCAUCUUAUGCCCUGCUGGGUGACUGCGCCAUUAGCAUCUUCCCGCAGCUGGAGCCUUUCCUCCCGAAUAUCAUGCCAACUCUGGUCAAGCAACUUGACCUGGAUUUGAUUCGAGAUGAUGACCGCCACACCGGAUUCAGUGUUCUCAACAACGCUUGCUGGUCUUGCGGAGAGAUUGCCGUGAACGAGAAGGCGCAGCUUUCACCAUACGCUGACAAACUCUAUCAUGGACUCGUGAAUAUCAUCAACAACGAAGAAGUGAUCGAGUCAGUCAACGAGAACGCCGCCAUGGCUCUCGGCCGGUUGGGACUCUGCUGCUCUGACCAGCUGGCACCCCGGCUUGGUGAGUACGCGAGCUGCUUCCUGACAUCUAUGCGCAAGAUCGAGUUCACGCGCGAGAAAGCCUCUGCCUUCCUGGGCUUCAACCAAGUGAUCAUGAAGAACCCCCAUGCCAUGGAAGCGAGUCUUGCAGACUACUUCCAAACCGUCUCCGCAUUCCCGCACAAGGUAGUCACGGAAGAGGAAUACCGGGACGUCCAGAACUCAUUCCAACAGGUCCUGCUAGGAUAUAAAAACAUGAUACCCAAUUUCGAUUCCUUCCUCUCGCAGCUUCCUGCUCAUGUGGCUCAGAAGCUUCGUUUGCUCUACCAGCUUUAA